This is a messenger RNA of Lasiosphaeria miniovina, 729 nucleotides long. RefSeq lists its product as uncharacterized. The transcript has 2 exons. Lineage: Eukaryota; Fungi; Ascomycota; Sordariomycetes; Sordariales; Lasiosphaeriaceae. The record is from RefSeq and is a predicted model, not a curated record. Bases 1 to 729 code for a protein of 242 amino acids.
AUGUCACCGCCAUUCCCACGAAUAUCCCUGGCAUGGCGCCGUCCCCGAACCUCCACACUAGGAUCACUACUCCUAGCUCUAGCCACCGCCCCGCUGGCAACCAGCCUCCCACAACCACAAACCGCACCGCCCGCGCCGAGCGUGCGCAACAUGACCAUGUUCGGGCCGGGGUGCCCGAUCGGCGCCGGCGGGCUCGUGCAGCAGAUGCGCGACGGCACGCCCGUGUUCGUGUUCGCCGAGUGGGCGCUCGCGCUGCCGGCCGUCGAUGAUGCCACGGGCAAGCAGGUUGCCGAGGUGUCCAAGUUCUGCACCGAGGAGAUUACUCUUGCUGAUGGGCCGGUAGGCAUGCAGCUGCGCAUCGCCACGGUGUCGGUGUCGGGCUGGGCGGUGUUGGAGGCUGGGUCGAGUGUGCAUGUGAGGGUUGAGACGGCGUUGGGUGGCGUUGCUGCUGGGAACCAAUCCACCGCCAUCGCCCCGUCCGAUUUGAAAGCCAACGCCUUCCAGGCCGACCUGCACACGCAGCCGGCCGACAUCUGGUCGGCCUGCGUCGACACGUCGGGUGCGGUCCCGCACAUCUCCAUCAAGACCACCGUCAGCCUGGUCGGCACGCCGCGCGCCUCCGACGGCACGCUCUCGAGCGGCGCCGUCGGCGGCGACAAGACCGACCUCAAGAAGGCCCUCGGCCUGCACUUUGAUCCCGUGUGGCGGCCGUGUGCGCUGCUGCGGUGA